AUGUCGCAUUCAUUUCAGCGUCGCCGAGCUGGGCACAAUGUAUGUGUAGGUGUGUCCAUGGGAAGAACGGGUAGUGAUGAGGCAGAGGUUGCGGAAUGCGAAAGGAACACGGGUAUCCAACAUCGGAAAUGUCAGCAAAUGAGUAGCGUAAGAUUUUGCUCAAUUUCCUUAAGAGGCGAGCUUAGAAAAGCAAACGUGCCAGUCAUACGAUGGGAGGGACUAUUUUAUACAGUUGUGCAAGAGUUGAUAGCUUUGGCUGAAUUUUUGCUUCUUCCUAUAAAUGAUUUACGUCUUGCAAAUGUUUUAAAAUUACUACUAUUUAACUUCACUGAAUCAUUGGCUGUAGAAAACAGUUGUUAUGGGAAGAACUCGAAGGUUCUGGACACUUGUGCAACAAGCAUUUACUCAGUGGAUCAAGGAGAAUAA
Molecule: messenger RNA, 426 nt
Organism: Acanthocheilonema viteae
Lineage: Eukaryota; Metazoa; Nematoda; Chromadorea; Rhabditida; Onchocercidae
Source: the annotation of a GenBank genome assembly